Ochotona curzoniae (black-lipped pika) is the source of this 1566-nucleotide messenger RNA. RefSeq names its product INSM transcriptional repressor 1 (gene INSM1). Gene Ontology annotation, molecular function: RNA polymerase II cis-regulatory region sequence-specific DNA binding; DNA-binding transcription repressor activity, RNA polymerase II-specific. Gene Ontology annotation, biological process: regulation of cell cycle process; neuron differentiation; negative regulation of transcription by RNA polymerase II. NCBI's taxonomy places the organism in Eukaryota, Metazoa, Chordata, Mammalia, Lagomorpha, Ochotonidae. The record is from RefSeq and is a predicted model, not a curated record. The transcript has a single exon. Gene Ontology annotation, cellular component: nucleus; transcription repressor complex. Bases 1 to 1566 code for a protein of 521 amino acids.
AUGCCCCGCGGCUUCCUGGUGAAGCGCAGCAAGAAGUCCACGCCCGUGUCCUACCGGGUCCGCGGCGGCGAGGACGGCGAUCGCGCGCCGCUGCUCACGCCGGGCUGCGGGGGCGCCCGCGCCGAGCCCCCGGCGCCGAGCCCGGGUCCGGGGCCACUGCCGCCGCCCGCCGAGCGCGCCCAUGCGGUGCUCGCCGCCGCGCUCGCCUGCGCGCCGGGCCCGCAGCCACCCCCGCGGGCCACACACUUCGGCAAUCCCGAGGCCGCGCACCCUGCCCCGCUCUACAGCCCCACGCGGCCCGUGAGCCGCGAGCACGAGAAGCACAAGUACUUCGAGCGCAGCUUUAACCUCGGCUCGCCGGUGUCGGCCGAGUCCUUCCCUACGCCCGCCGCGCUGCUGGGAGGCGGAGGCGCCGGCGCCGGCGGUGGCAGUGGCGCGAACGGCGCGGGCGGUGGCGGCACCUGCGGCGGCGACGCACUGCUCUAUGCGCCCGCCGAGCUCAAGAUGGGCACGGCGUUCUCGGCCGGCGCCGAGGCGGCUCGCGGCCCAGGGCCCGGACCCCCGCUGCCCCCUGCCGCCGCCCUCCGGCCACCGGGCAAGCGGCCCGGGCCCCCCUCCUCCGCCGCCGCCGCCACCGCGGCGGAGCCCCCAGCCAAGGUAGCCAAGGCCCCCAACGCCAAGAAACCCAAGGCCAUCCGCAAGCUGCACUUCGAGGACGAGGUGACCACGUCGCCAGUGUUGGGGCUCAAGAUCAAGGAGGGCCCGGUGGAGGCGCCGCGGGGUCGCGCGGGGGGUGCAGCGCGGCCCCUGGGGGAGUUCAUCUGCCAGCUGUGCAAGGAGGAGUACGCUGACCCGUUCGCGCUGGCGCAGCAUAAGUGCUCGCGCAUCGUGCGCGUGGAGUAUCGCUGCCCCGAGUGUGCCAAGGUCUUCAGCUGCCCCGCCAAUCUGGCUUCGCACCGCCGCUGGCACAAGCCGAGGCCGGCGCCCGCCGCCGCUGCCGCCCGCGCUCCGGAGCCCGAGGCCGCUGCCAGGGCGGAGGCGAGGGAGACACCGGGCGGCGGUGGUAGCGACCGGGACACGCCGAGCCCCGGGGGCGUAUCCGAAUCGGGCUCGGAGGACGGGCUCUAUGAGUGCCACCACUGCGCCAAGAAGUUCCGCCGCCAGGCCUAUCUGCGCAAGCACCUGCUGGCCCACCAUCAGGCGCUGCAGGCCAAGGGCCCGUCGCCGGCGCCCCCGACCGAGGACCUAAAGGCCCUGUAUCCAGGGCCCGAAGAGAAGGCGGCACCCCAGGAGGCGCCCGGCGACGGCGAGGCGGCCGGCGUGCUGAGCCUGGCUGCGUCCGCCGCCGAGUGCCAUCUGUGCCCGGUAUGUGGGGAGACGUUCCCCAGCAAGGGCGCCCAGGAGCGCCACCUGCGCCUGCUGCACGCCGCCCAGGUGUUCCCUUGCAAAUACUGCCCCGCCACCUUCUACAGCUCGCCGGGCCUCACGCGGCACAUCAACAAGUGCCACCCGUCCGAGAACAGACAGGUCAUCCUCCUGCAGGUGCCCGUGCGUCCGGCCUGCUAG